Molecule: messenger RNA, 8782 nt
Organism: Bacillus rossius redtenbacheri
Lineage: Eukaryota; Metazoa; Arthropoda; Insecta; Phasmatodea; Bacillidae
Exons: 4
Coding region: 7627-8691 (354 amino acids)
Source: RefSeq, a predicted model, not a curated record
CUGUGUGCAGAGUGCAGUGCAGAGAGAGAUACAAAAUGAAGUUACAUUUACAUGUAGGCAUGUAGCAUCGGUCGCUGUGUGAGUGUGUUAGUGCUAUACAAAAUGUAGUAUAAAUUAUAACUCAUGCAACGUGACAUUUACGAUUGUGCGAACAAUUCCAAGAAUUCAAUAGUUGGCCUUGGGCCAACCUGGAAUGCAACAAGAUUUUAAAUGUUGAUCUACGACUAAAACUGCUGCAAUGAUGGACACCAUAGAAAGAAAAAGAUUUCCAAAUCUUUACAAUUUGACAGUGCCAGAAUUUCAAGAAUAUCGAGAAAACAUCACAAGAUAUGAAAAUGAAAUUGUUGAAGAUAAUAAAAUAUUUGCAGUGAUUUUCUACUCGUUCCUGUCAAUGAUUGGGCUGUUUGCCAAUUGUGUUAUUUUAGUCAUUUUCAUUCGUUACAAAAAGAUGCAGAAUGUCUCCCACAGUUAUAUCACAAACCUCGCUGCUGCGAAUUCACUGCUAAUAAUUAUUCAUUGGCCAAUGGUACUAUAUAGAUACCUGGUUGGUGUCGUAGUAAAUAAAUCAAUGUGCGAAGGCCUAGAUAUCUUUCAUAACAUAUUGGUUUAUAUACCUAUUUAUACGGUCUUAGCAAUGACUACAGAUCGUUACUUUGCCAUAAAGAAUUCACUUCGUUUUGGAAUGCUUGGUAACAGAAUCAGCAAAAAGAAAUUGACUAUAAUAAUUAUUUGUAUUGUGUGGUUCUUCUGUUCAUCAAUAAUAAUAACAACUGUGCUUGCUUCAAAAAUAAAUUUUUUUCUUUGCGGCUAUGCUGCACAGAUUAGUCUAUACUCACAUUUCUCUGACAGACACUUUGCAGAGUUUGCAGUUGGGUAUGCCAUCCCCGUUUUGUUUUGUGUUGUCGUCUUCUUUCUGACGUUUCAUGAGUUGCGGCUAAGUGUUGAAUUCCUGCCAGAUCACAUGGAUGGCUUCACGUCGCAGGUGAAGCUUAGAAUCAAAAUAGUAAAGUUAGCCAUGUAUGUGGUGGCCUUCUACAGUAUUUGCCACUUCCCCUUCCACAUAGGAAGGAUUUCUAUUUUCUAUUACAGUCGCAAGAUUCUUAAGUUCCAUGAAAUUGACGUGAUUUAUCACAUUUACGCUGCCUUAGAAGGUCUGCAAUACAUAUUUUUCUGUUGUACGCCACUUGUUAUUUAUGCUCUUUGUGAGCAGUACCAUAAGUAUACAAAAAUAUUUUUCUCAUCCAAAUCAAACACUCAGACAUCCGCUGUUUAUGCAGAUUCCCAGAUGUAGGUUCCACAUACAAUACAAUUUAUUGUGUUUAUCAAGUCAAUACAGAAAUUUUUUUGAGAGUAUUCAUCUGUACCAAAGAAGUGGAAUGAAGAAAUACAAGAAUUUGGUGUGCACAUAUACUGGAAUAUGAGAUCGCUGUGGUAGAAAAGAAUCAAACCAAGCCCCUACAUCAAAUAGGGUUUAGACAAGUCAACAUUCAAGUCAUAAGACAAAUGGGGAGCGAAACUGUGAGAUGGAGCAGGGACAGAAUGCACUGGUGGGGGAAUACAGAAAUAACCAGAGAAAACCUUCUGGUUAGUGACAUCCGCCAUGUAUCAUACUUGUGAAAAACUUGGAUUUGAAACUGCCGGCAAUUGAACCCUAACCAUGGUGCGAGGCGAGUGAUCUAAUCACUCAUCCACAGUGGCCCCAAAGGUAUCAGACAUGCUCCUCUUUAAAAAUAUCAAUAACCUGAUGAUUUUUUUACAGGCUACCUCAUAGUAAUUUGGUCACAGAAUAUUGCAACAACAAAGAAUUACAGGGCAGCAUCAUUGUUGAGUGUUCAUAGUGCAGUUGUUUGUUUUGGGUGCUACGACUAUUGGAACAGUUCAUUGUUCUGAGAGGGGUGCAUGGGUUGUGAGAUGCUGCUGAAUGUAUUUUUUUGAAAUGUCAAUGCAAAUUAUUGUUGAUAGAUCAUUGAUCUAAAUGUAAAUGAUUAUUUAGUAAGUAAAGUGUUUUUUGAAAGAGAAAGUUUUGUUUUGAAACGAACCAAAAUCUUUGAGGUGAAAUUUUUCUUAAAGUUAGUAAUUCUUUUUUUGUUUUAACGUGGAAUUUUAUUAUUUCCUAUUUUUAAACUGUUGCUUGCAUUCCUGCAGGUUAUUUGUUCAAAUCCUUAUUUGUAAAAGUAAAUGCGUGUGUUAGGAAGUACUGUAACUUUCACAAACAUUUAAAAGAAAAAAAGUUCUCUGAGAGACAGGUUAGGUAUGCUGUGCUGUUCAGCUGUCGUUCAGCAGGUGGACUGUUAGUUUGCAUAUAGCUUGAGGCUCACUUGAAACAAAGAAUGAGUUACUAGAGUGGAUAAUUUUGUGCCAGUCUUAAAAGUGUGCCACAUUUAAUUUUUUAUUUUUUUCCUUUAUGCCUAGAACACCUGAGAGCACUGCCAUUAUCCAGUUUUCAUAAAGUGCUCAAUAAUUUUCUUAAGAAAUGAUUACUUUUUUUGGCACAGCAGAACAGUAGUAUCUUGGUUAGAGCAAGAAAAUUUGCUCUCACUUAUAUCACAAUUUUAAUGUUUUGUGCGAGUGUAUUGCGUGGUGUCAUUGAUGAACAAUAAACUUCAAAUAUUUCUGAAUUAGUGCAUUUUUUUAUCAGUACAAAUUUCUCAGACAUAGUUUCAGAAAAAUCACAAAAUUCGAAUUUUUUUGUACUUUUUUAGUGCUCAUUUGUAAGAGAACUUGUUCUUUGACUACGGUAGGUUGUUAGCCAGGCUGUCCUGACUGGUUACAGGCUAUGGUAGUAAUAAUUGUAAGAUGAUUUAAAAUCAUAUAUUAUGUAACAGGUUAGAUGACAACUAACAGUUUACCAUUGGGCUUGCAGGUUUAAAAAUCUCAACUAUCAAAUUGUUAAAUUGUGUAACCAACAAAUUUAAUCCUGGAUGAAUAUUUUCUAAGAGAAUUUCCAUUACUUGUCAUUGUUCAUUACUCUCUGACAUCAAUGAACAUGCACAUGCUUAUCGCCUAAGGAAGACACUCAACAUGGGCGAGAUGACUGAAGCUGAUGUGAAGUUGCUGCCCUACCUGUUUAAAAUGCCAGCCUAGAUAAUGAAUGAAACAAUAUAAGAGGGAGUGGAGAAGCAACAAUAUUACUGUGGUGGGGUAAAUAGGAGUCCAUCACCUUUCUCACUUAUUAAUAAUGUGACCAUGAAUUCUAAUUCGGACAGGAUUCUCAGGCCUGGAUCUAUGUGUGUGUGUGUGUUUGUGAGAAGGGGGUAGGGGUGGUUGGACGCUGGCUUGGAGGGGGCGUAGUAUGGACAGACCAAAUUUUUAUAGUCUAUGAAAACUGUGAAUUAAAUGUUUAAUAGAUACAUAAUUUUUCAGUAUUCAUCAAUAUUUUAAUUUUACUCAUUAUAAAUAAUCAUGUUUUCAGUGGAUAUCAUUAUUACUCAGUUUCUAGCGUGUUUGCAUGGCAUGCAAAACAAAUUAUUCCUGAUAUGUUUAUAGCUUUUUUUUGAGGGGGAAGGGGGCUAAUCACCAUUUCUGCCCUGGAUUAAGGAGAGUCUAGUAGAGCCAUCCCUAAGAAUUGUAAUUCCAGCUAAUGAACCAGAACUUAGUGCCUCACCGACAUCACAGUUAUUAGUGAUGAUGAGGGGUGAAGAGGAUGAAGCAGUGAUGAAAUGAAUUGGUGGGGGAAAUGAGAGUGCCCUGAGAAAAACACAUUGGCUCAUGGCAACAUAUUUCCCAUUGGCAAAAAAUUAGGUUUGAAGCUGCUGGGCAGCACCCCAGAUCACUUUCGUGGAAGGUGAGUGAUAUAUUAACUCAACCACAUUGACACCCAACUAACCUAACCUGUUGGCAUAAUGUAACAUCGGAGCAGCCCAAGCAAGCAGUUUUUUUUGUAAAACAAGUGAAGUAUAUUUCUAACUCCUUUAUAGAGCAACAGCGUUAAACAAUGUUGUGCUACACACACUUAAAGAUCACAAAAUUUAAUUUCUCAAGGCAGAAUACCAGGAAAAUAUGAACAAUUAGAUACAUGGUUUGCAGCCAAACUGAUAUGCAAAAUGGUAAUUUAAUACACAUCCCUUAUCAUUCGCAUUGUUUUGAAAUUAUUAAAGAAAAAAAUCCUGCAAGUUUAACUUUCCUUCAUGCAAAAAAGGUAUAUUGCAUUCUAUUAAAGUCACUUUUAUACUGUAAGAGGAAAGUGUUAUUCGGGCUUUGGAAGGGAGAACUGUUGGUUGGUUAUACUACUGCCCCACAAGAGACCAUAGUCUCAAUUUCAGAAAAUUCCAAGAUUCCUUUAGUAAAGGAAAAAAUCCCAGCCGCUACUAUGUAAAAAAAACAUCUGGUGCAAUUUAAGGAGAUGUGUAGUUGAUUAUUCAAGCCUUCUUAAAAAGGUGACUUUUCACCCCAAUGACUACAGGUGCACAGUGUAGUUAGUCAUGACUACCUCUGUUGCUAUUAUAACAUCACAAGCUUUGUACCUAAACUUAUAUGCUGGGUCAGUAAGAAGGGUUUCUGCAAACUUCCUACAACAUAGGCAUCAAAUGAAUGUUGAAUCAGUCCUUUUUGGUAAGGACACACUGAUUAGGAAGCAGCACACUUGAUGCUGCCUCAGCAUCAGUCUUCAGUUUAUUGCCUGAAAUAUCUCUCCCCCUAUAUUAUCACCUUCCCCCCCCCCCCCCAUAAUUUUAUAAGGUGAUUUCCUUAUGGGAAUUGAUGGAGUGUGUGUAUUAACAACUUAUAUAUAAUCUUAAGUCUUACUGGUAAUAUGCACACUCGAAUAACAGUUUAAGGAAUUAUAUUUGUGCAAAAUAUUUUUUUUUUAAAUAAUUUAAAAUUCAACUACAGUUAUGAGAAUAGUGUUUAUGAUAUACAGUUUUUCUCCAUAUUAAUAAAUAUCUACUAAUAAUACCUUCUCUCCUUCAUCAAAAUAAUAGGGUGUGUCACCCUCUCAUUGCAUACAAAUUUGGAUUGAUUUUAAGAAUAAAAAAUCUCGUAACUACCCAGGACACACUGUUUCAGCUUAUAACACACUGUAAAGUUUGUGCGGCAAUGAUAAAAUACCCGAGACGUUGGCAUGCAUGCAAAGGCAAUCUUAUGAUAACCUCAGCUAUCAAUAUUUGGCUAACUACUCGCAGCAGACAUAACUGAAACGAGCCACGGCAGUGGAUGUAUGCUUCCCUUACAAGUGUGAUCUGCAGUAGUGAAACGGGCAUCUUGAAGUUUACUUGGGAGUAAGUUGCCUGAAAGUUCGCUACAUGUACCAGCUAAGGUACUGAAACUAAUUAACUCUUCAUUCACAUCAAAUAAAUCUACUAUAUAAAAUAAGUCGGGUUUUCCUUCCUGACGCUAUAACUCCAGAACGCACGAACCGAUUUCCACGGUUUUGCAGUCGUUGGAAAGGUCUCGGGCUCCGUGAGGUUUAUAGCAAAGAAAAUUCAGGAAAAAUUCAGGACAAACCAACAUUUUAAGUAGAUGACGCCGGUGCGUGAUACAUUGUUUGACAGCUACUCAUUGUUCUCUGCUCAGUUAAUUUCAUGUGACAAACCGGUAUUGUGUUCACUGUGAAAUUGUGAAAAAAAAAGGAAAAAAAAUAAGUUAUUCGUUUCCUAACAUUUCAAUUGGAAACCAUCAAAUCAACUACUCAUUGUUCUCUGCUCAGUUAAUUUCAUGUGACAAACCGGUAUUGUGUUUACUGUGAAAUUGUGAAAAAAAAGAAAAAAAAAUAAGUUAUUCGUUUCCUAACAUUUCAAUUGGAAACCAUCAAAUCAACUACUCAUUGUUCUCUGCUCAGUUAAUUUCAUGUGACAAACCGGUAUUGUGUUUACUGUGAAAUUGUGAAAAAAAAGAAAAAAAAAUAAGUUAUUCGUUUCCUAACAUUUCAAUUGGAAACCAUCAAAUCAACUACUCAUUGUUCUCUGCUCAGUUAAUUUCAUGUGACAAACCGGUAUUGUGUUUACUGUGAAAUUGUGAAAAAAAAGUAAAAAAAACAUAUAACGUAUAUUGUGCAAAUUUUUAUUCAAUUUCAACAGCAGGCAUUUGUCUUUAAGGUCGUAAGUUGAACUGUGUAAAUUAUGUGGAUCGUGCAUUUGAGGUUAAAUUCACCACUCUGUCCAUAGCCCAAAAUGCCUAGAGGACGACGUGCCAACAUCGGCCGCCGCACAAGACAUGCAAGCCAGCAACAAGUGUAUUCACAGAACUUAAGCGAAGAAAGACAAAAUAUAAUAAGAGAAAAUGCCCGAUUGAGACAACGCGUGAGCACACGAAGAUCAUUGGCAUCAUACAAUCGCUUGGCAUUCCAAUAUGAUCCCACUGCGAACUACAGUGAUGAUGAAAAUUUAGAUAUUGGACCAAUGACGACUAUAUGCCGAUAUUGCAAUGCUUUAAAGUUCAAAAGAGAAAUGGCUGGAUUGUGCUGCGCAAGUGGAAAAGUCAAACUGGAUCCAUUACUUACACCACCACAGCCACUGAAACCAUUGUUCGAUGGAAGUGAUCCCGAUUCCAGCCAUUUUCUUCAACACAUCCUUGAAUACAAUAACUGCUUUCGCAUGACUUCCUUCGGAGCUAAUAUCAUUCGAGAAGGCGGCUUCAUGCCGACUUGCAAGGUAAAGUAUCACUCACACCAACACAAUGAAUUGCAAUACAUAACAACUACAUAUACACCACACACUACACCAUCACACGAUCAGAAGUUACACCAUAUUCUUAAACAAAUGAUUGUUUGCAAUUACAGAUACAAGGACAAAUAUAUCAUUUGCAUGGUUCAAUGGUGCCAACACCAGAUGAACCGCAUCAAUUUCUGCAAAUAUAUUUCAUUUCGUCGAUGGUGGAUCAGCUGAAUGUGCGAUGCAAUAUACAGGGAACACAACAGUUAAAGAGACGAAUUAUUGAACAGUUGCAAGCAUUUUUUCACGCUAAUAAUGCUGUGGUUAAUAUGUUCAAAACAGCAUUGGAACGAAUGCCAUCGGAUACGCACAAAUUUGUCAUAAGAGCGGAUUGUACCCCAACAGGUGAACAUGUGCGAAGAUUCAAUGCACCCACCGUUAAUGAUGUUGCUGCAAUUAUUGUUGGCGAUCCAACUAAAUCGCGAGACAUUGUCGUUCAGCGAAGAAGCAAUAUCAUGCAUCGUGUAAACGAGACACAUCGUUUGUACGAUGCGUUACAAUAUCCAAUCAUUUAUUGGCAAGGGCAAGACGGAUACGACAUCACGUUGAAGAUGGUCGAUCCAAUUACAGGUACAAUGUUCACACACUAAUUAUUGCUAUUAUUGCUAUUAUUGGUUUCCAUUAAUUAUUGCUAUUAUUGCUAUUAUUGGUUUCCAUUAACAAUUCAUUUAAUUUUGCAUUUUCAGGCGUAUAAACGAAUAAAAAUCUAAGCGCAAUGAAUUACUAUGCGUAUCGUAUGAUGAUUCGUACACAUGAGGAGAAUGUCAUUCUGAAGUGCCGUCGGCUAUUCCAGCAAUUCGCUGUCAACAUGUAUGUCAAAGUCGAGACAGAACGUUUAGCGUUCAUCCGAUUCAAUCAGGCAAAGCUAUGAUCUGAGGACUAUAUACACUUGCGUGAUGCUAUUCAUUCAGAUGGUGAUGUUCAGAAUAUUGUACGUCUGACGAUUCUCCCAUCAUCUUAUAUCGGAAGCCCACGCCACAUGCACGAAUACGCUCAAGAUGCUAUGACGUACGUACGAAAUUAUGGAACUCCGGAUUUAUUUAUUACGUUCACAUGCAAUCCGAAGUGGACGGAAAUUGAACGUGAGUUGGAACCGGGCCAAAAACCGCAAGAUCGCCAUGACAUAAUCGCCAGAGUAUUUCAGCAAAAACUCAAGGUUAUGAUGGAUGUGCUUACUAAGUAUCGAGUUUUUGGUGACACGCGUUGUUAUAUGUACUCGGUGGAAUGGCAGAAGCGUGGACUACCGCAUGCUCAUAUCCUAAUUUGGUUGCUGAACAAAUUACAUUCAAAUGAAGUGGAUGACAUCAUAUCAGCUGAAAUUCCUGAUCCAGUCACUGAUCCCCAUCUACACGACAUUGUGACGACACAGAUGGUGCAUGGACUGUGCGGUGCAUUAAAUCCAUUAUCGCCUUGCAUGCCAGAUGGAAAGUGCACAAAACGAUAUCCGCGACCGUUAGUUGCUGAAACAGUCACAGGGAACGAUGGAUAUCCAGUUUAUCGUCGGCGUUCAAAAGAAGAUAAUGGUCGAACUAUCAAAGUUAAAGUUCAAAAUCAAGAUAUUGAGAUCGGAAAUGAAUUCAUUGUACCAUAUUGCCCGCUGCUAUCACGAAUUUUCGAAACACAUGCAAACGUUGAGAGUUGUCAUUCGGCCAAAUCAAUCAAAUAUUUGUGCAAGUACGUCACAAAAGGCAGCGACAUGGCUGUGUUUGGUAUUGCGUCGGAAAAUGCGAAUGACGAAAUCAGCAACUUCCAAAUGGGCAGAUACGUCAGUACUAAUGAAGCACUGUGGCGAUUGUUGUCAUUUCAAAUUCAUGAAAGAUAUCCCACAGUUGUACAUUUAGCAGUGCAUUUGGAAAAUGGCCAAAGAGUUUACUUCACUGAGGCUAAUGCGGCACAACGAGCUGAGAGACCACCAUCGACAACAUUGACUAGCUUCUUUGCAAUGUGUGAAGCAGAUCCAUUCGUAGCGACGCUGAUGUACCUUGAAAUGCCCAAGUAUUAUACUUGGAAUCAAUCAACAAAGAAAUUCCAACGUCGCAAAUAAGGAACCCCGGUUCCAGAUUGGCCACAGGUGUUUUCCACUGAUGCACUAGGUCGCAUGUAUACUGUUCAUCCUAGAAAUGAUUAAUGUUUUU